AUGUUCUCUUCAAAUAAUAUUAUUUAUAAUCAAUGUCCGAUGUGUAACAUAAACAUGGAAACAUGGAGCAUAGAACAAAAAAAUUUGCAUAAGAAUACAUGUUGUGAAACAUUUAUCAUGUAUUGUCAUCGUUGUCCUGCCUGUCAUAAACAAAUUGCUGGUCGAAUAAAAUUUAUUCAUGUACAACGGUUAAUCAUACUUUUAUUCGACUGUUUAAGUAAGUCAAACCACGGAAAUGAAGAUUUGCAUACAGCAUGUGCUUUAUCUUUAUCCAUAAAUGAUGAAAUAAAACGAAGACAGUCUGAAGCAAUUCUAGCUGAAAAAAUUGAUCCCAUUGAUUUAGACUCACCAUCACAUUUACUUUUGUCAAAUGAACAAAGACAAAGAAUAUUCAGUGAAAAAUUAGAAUCAAUCCUACUUGAGGUUAAAAGAGUUGACAAGCCGGAAAAAGAAUAUAAUAACGCUUAUAACGCUUAUAAUAAUUUCAAUGUUCAAUCUCAUCUAUGGAAUUUAGCAUCGACAAAACUUGAUGACAAUGAUAAUAUCACACAAAUGUAUUACGUGAAUCAAUUAAUUCCACCUUUAAGUCCUACAAUCCAUACGUUAAAUUCCAAUAUUAUUUCAAUGUCACAAAUACCUGGACGUGUUUCAAUUCAUCGUCAAAUCAAACAUCAAUCAUCGAACACGAUAACCACUAUGGAUGAAUACAAACUGAAUCAAUCAAGUUAUAGCUGCAAUAAUGACGAUAGUGUUUCAGUAAAGUGUGAACAAUUGUCACCAAAACAAUCUCCUGAACUUGAUCAUAAUCAAUAUGGCACAUCAUCAGAAUUAUCAUCGAUCACUUCCAAUAAUACUUUUCUUUCUAAAUAUGCAUCCAAUAGGAAUCAUAUAAAUUCUACUAAUCCAUUAUUAUCUAUGGUUAAUAAUACGUUAUGCUCAGAUUUAUGCCUAAUUUUAGACGAAGGCGAUAUUAUUCCAACGCAUAAAUUUAUAUUUGCAGCAUGGAAUUUGAAUGUGAAUUAUUCACAGUGUGAUUUAAUAGAAAUUCACAAUCUAUCCAAAGAUGAACUUAUCAAUCUUUUGCAAAUAUUAUACACUGGUGAUCGAUCCAAACUUACCGAUCAAUAUAUUGAUCAUGCGUCAGAUGCAUUAAAAAAUUUGAUCAAAAAUUGGGGUUUAAAUAUUUGCCCGUCUAAAUUAAAUCUGACUGAAACAAAAAGUGAUCACUUAGAACAAAAUGAUGACGAUGAUGAUGAUGAUAAUCCUAGCCGACAUCUUACUCCUACUACUAUCACAUGCUCAGUGUCAAAUCAACCGACUCCAGCCAACCUAUCAUCAUCCACCUAUCCUAUCGUUUCACCGAUACAAAUGAAUUCCACAUCUGAUCUGAUUGAUUGCUCUACUAAUAAUCUCUCAUCGAUUGACACAAUGAAUAUUGAAUCAACUAAUCAAUUUGUCACUACUACUACCACUACUACUACUACUACUACUACUACUACUACUACUACUACUACACCAUCCACAUUCAUGCCAAUUUAUCAGAAUAAUUAUACUCCAGUGGAUAUUCAAUCAAAAUUAUCCCCUAUCAUUUCAAUGCAUUCAGCACAAUUUAGUCGUGAUUUAUUUCUACCGUCGGAUAAUGAUGAUGAUGAGAGUAUGAUGAUUCAGAAUGAAGAUAGUGGGAGCAUGAAAAAUGAUAAUACGGAUCAAACUGAAAUGUUAUUAUUGACCACAAUGAUAAAGACUGAACCGGGAGUAAGUUUAUUGAUAAUUAUGAUGAUGAUUAUGGACAGUAGGGUGAAUUCAUAA
This is a messenger RNA of Schistosoma turkestanicum, 1809 nucleotides long. The record is from the annotation of a GenBank genome assembly. NCBI's taxonomy places the organism in Eukaryota, Metazoa, Platyhelminthes, Trematoda, Strigeidida, Schistosomatidae.